Messenger RNA from Culex pipiens pallens (northern house mosquito), 871 nucleotides. RefSeq lists its product as uncharacterized. The record is from RefSeq and is a predicted model, not a curated record. The coding region runs from base 265 to 843 and encodes 192 amino acids. The transcript has a single exon. NCBI's taxonomy places the organism in Eukaryota, Metazoa, Arthropoda, Insecta, Diptera, Culicidae.
UGUCGUUCUUUUUUUUACUGUUGAUUCGGUUGAACGGUGCAACCCGAGCUAUGUUGCUAUGCAGGGUGUUUUGUUUUUUCGCAUUCAGCGACAUGCUUUUCGAGCUUUUUGGCGUCAUGAUUGAACCUACUUAGCUAGCUUUAAAGUUGUUAUCUGGAUUUCUAAACAAUUUCAGAGCGAUCAUCGAAGUACCGGAUGUCACGUUACCACGUGACCAUCCGGGCUAUAAAACCUUCGAGUUUAUGACCAACCACAGUCAGUACCAUGCAGCCAUUCGUAGCCGCAACGGUCCUGGCUUUCAUCAGCGUCCUUGGCUGUCUGUCAACCGGGACCAAUUCGGAGCAGGUCAGGAUGCAGCUGGAGCGCUUCGAGCAGGUCAGCGGCGUGGAGAUCUCCGACUGCUCCAAGCUGCGUGUCCGCAAGUACAACCGAACCGUGUUCGCGCUGGACGGAACGAUUAACCUACUGGUGGAUCUGGACAGUUCGUACGAGGUGACGGUCAAGGUGGCGUACAGUUCGCUGGGGAACAACCAGUUCAACGAGUACCCGAUGAAGGUCCCGCGGAAGAGCAUCUGCAAGCUGAUGGUUGAGGAGUACGCCGACUACCAGUACAUCUUUGGCGACAGUACCAACUUGCCGUACGUUGCGGAGGGGACGAAGGAGUUCUGUCCGUUUCCGAAGGGCGAGUACUUCUUCAAGGAUACGGUUCUGAACGGGUCGUUCAUACCUUCCGUGGUUCCGGCGGGACUGUGGCGUAUGUCGGUGUUGUUUUUGCACCCCAGUGACGUGGAGGUUAUGGUGCUGCGCAUCUACUAUCGGGUCAUCAAGGGAAUGGGCAUGUGAGAGCCGGUUUGAACUGUGUGACAAAUAA